Molecule: messenger RNA, 4084 nt
Organism: Suncus etruscus (white-toothed pygmy shrew)
Lineage: Eukaryota; Metazoa; Chordata; Mammalia; Eulipotyphla; Soricidae
Gene: GANAB
Product: glucosidase II alpha subunit
Exons: 25
Coding region: 54-2960 (968 amino acids)
Biological process (GO): carbohydrate metabolic process; N-glycan processing
Cellular component (GO): glucosidase II complex
Molecular function (GO): glucan 1,3-alpha-glucosidase activity; carbohydrate binding
Source: RefSeq, a predicted model, not a curated record
GGCGAGCCGAGGGGGAGGCGAGGCGCCGGGUCAAGGAGCAAACCCGGCACAAGAUGGCGGCGCUGGCGGUGGUGGCGGGAUUGGCGGCGCGUAGGACGCGGUCUUGGGCGUGUUUGGUGCUGGCAUGUUUAGGGGUCUGCCUGGGAGUCACAUUAGCCGUGGAUAGAAGCAACUUCAAGACCUGUGAAGAAAGCUCAUUUUGCAAGCGCCAGCGAAGCGUCCCUCCAGGCCUGUCUCCUUACCGAGCCUUGCUGGAUUCCCUGCAGCUUGGCCCUGAUGGCCUCACAGUCCACAUCAUCAACGAUAUCAACAAGGUGCUGCUGAUCCUGGAGCUCCAGGGCCUUCAGAAGAACAUGACACGGAUCAGGAUUGAUGAGCUGGAGCCCCUGCGACCCCGCUACCGUGUGCCGGAUGUGUUGGUGGCUGACCCGCCCACAGCUAGACUCUCCAUCUCGGGCCGCGAUGACAACAGCGUGGAGCUCACUGUGGCCGAGGGGCCUUAUAAGAUCAUCCUGACAGCACGGCCGUUCCGCCUGGACCUGCUGGAGGAGCGCAGCCUCCUGCUCAGCGUCAAUGCCCGAGGUCUCCUGCACUUUGAGCACCAGCGAGCCCCCAGGGUCUCUUUCUCGGAUAAACUUAGUGUCACGCUCGGUAGCAUGUGGGAUAAGAUCAAGAACAUUUUCUCUAGGAAAGCAGCAAGAGACCCAGUUGAGGGCAAUGAAGCCCAGCCGGAGACGACAGCUGAGGAUGGUGACAAGCCAGAACCCCAUGAGAAGCCAGAGAAGGAGGAGCCAGGAGUCUGGGAAGAGACUUUCAAAACUCACUCUGACAGCAAGCCCUAUGGUCCUAUGUCUGUGGGUUUGGACUUCUCCCUGCCGGGCAUGGAGCAUGUAUACGGGAUCCCAGAGCAUGCAGACAACAUGAGGCUAAAGGUCACCGAGGGUGCAGAUCCCUACCGCCUCUACAAUCUGGAUGUGUUCCAGUACGAGCUGUACAACUUCAUGGCCCUGUACGGGUCUGUGCCCGUGCUCCUGGCGCACAGUGCCCAGCGGGACUUGGGCAUCUUCUGGCUCAAUGCUGCCGAGACCUGGGUGGACAUUUCCUCCAACACUGCUGGGAAGACCCUGUUUGGGAAGAUGAUGGACUACUUGCAGGGCUCCGGGGAGACCCCACAGACUGACGUCCGCUGGAUGUCCGAGAGCGGCAUCAUCGAUGUCUUCCUGAUGCUCGGGCCCUCUGUCUCCGAUGUCUUCCGGCAAUAUGCCAGCCUCACAGGAACCCAGGCAUUUCCCCCGCUCUUCUCCCUCGGCUACCACCAGAGCCGCUGGAACUACCGGGAUGAGGCAGACGUUCUAGAGGUCAACCAGGGCUUCGACGACCACAACCUGCCCUGUGACGUAAUCUGGCUGGACAUCGAGCACGCUGAUGGCAAGCGCUACUUCACCUGGGACCCCAGUCGUUUUCCGCACCCCCUUGACAUGCUCGCCCAGCUGGCCGCCAAGAGGCGCAAGCUGGUGACCAUUGUAGACCCCCACAUCAAGGUGGAUUCGGGCUACCGCAUCCAUGAAGAGCUGCAGAAACUGGGCUUAUACGUGAAGACCCGGGAUGGUUCUGACUAUGAGGGCUGGUGCUGGCCAGGAGCAGCCAGUUAUCCAGACUUCACCAAUCCCCAGAUGCGGGCCUGGUGGGCCAACAUGUUCAGCUUUGACAAUUAUGAGGGCUCCAGUUCUAACCUGUACAUCUGGAAUGACAUGAACGAACCAUCUGUGUUUAAUGGUCCUGAGGUCACCAUGCUCAAAGAUGCCCGUCAUUAUGGUGGUUGGGAGCACCGAGACCUGCAUAACAUCUACGGCCUCUACGUGCACAUGGCAACUGCUGAGGGGCUGGUGCAGCGCUCCCAGGGCAAAGAACGCCCAUUUGUCCUGAGCAGGGCUUUCUUCGCUGGCUCCCAGCGCUUCGGAGCUGUGUGGACGGGGGACAACACUGCUGAGUGGGAGCAUCUGAAGAUCUCUAUCCCCAUGUGUCUCAGCCUGGCGCUGGUGGGACUGUCCUUCUGUGGGGCGGAUGUUGGUGGCUUCUUCAAAAAUCCAGAGCCAGAGCUGCUGGUGCGCUGGUACCAGAUGGGAGCCUACCAGCCAUUCUUCAGGGCACACGCCCACCUGGACACAGGGCGGCGAGAGCCAUGGCUCCUGGCAUCCCAGUACAGGGACAUAAUCCGAGAUGCCUUGAAUCAGCGGUACUCCUUGUUGCCCUUCUGGUACACCCUCUUCUACCAGGCCAGUCGUGAAGGGAUUCCUGUGAUGAGGCCCUUGUGGGUACAUUACCCUCAGGAUGUGAACACCUUCAGCAUCGAUGAUCAGUUCCUGCUUGGGGACGCGCUGCUGGUUCACCCUGUGGCAGAUUCUGGCGCUCACGGUGUGCAGGUCUACCUGCCCGGCCAAGGAGAGGUGUGGUAUGACGCCCAGACCUACCAGAAGUACCAUGGGCCGCAGACGCUCUAUCUGCCGGUCACGUUGAGCACUGUCCCGGUGUUUCAGCGUGGAGGAACCAUUGUGCCCCGGUGGAUGCGCCCGCGCCGCUCCUCAGACUCUAUGAAGGACGACCCCCUCACGCUCUUUGUGGCCCUCAGUCCCCAGGGGACAGCCCAGGGAGAGCUCUUCCUCGACGACGGACACACCUUCAACUACCAGACUCACCACGAGUACCUGCUGCGGCGCUUCUCUUUCUCUGGCAACACCCUCAUCUCCAGCUCCGCCGACCCGAAGGGCCACUUUGAGACCCCAAUCUGGAUUGAGCGGGUGGUGAUCUUAGGAGCGGGCAAGCCCGCCGCAGUGGUUCUGCAGACAGAAGGCUCCCCUGAAAGCCGCCUGACCUUCCAGCACGACCCGGAGACCUCUGUGUUGGUCCUGCGCAAGCCUGGUGUGAACGUGGCCUCUGACUGGAGCAUUCACUUGCGAUAACAUAGAGUACUGGGUGGGAGGUCAGGGCUGGUGCGAGAUCUUCUGAUCUUCUUCCUCCUGCCUUGGAGUUUCACCCUCCCUCGAAGUCACCUUCUUUGAUCCCAAGACCCAGAUUUUGUCACUGUCUGGGUUGGAUGAGAGGAUUGUCUGCGGCCUCUGACUUCUUGUCAUCUUUGAUUCUGCCACCUUGCGGACACCGUCUUUCCCUUCUUCUUGACACUGUUGCCGACCCGGAGCAUAUUCACCUGUGAAGACUGGGGGACCACAGGGUCCCUUUCCCCUUUUUCCUCUGUCCAAGGGGCCCCUGAGUCUUCCCCAGACCCUAUCCAUUCUUGCCUCUGUGUGUUGAAGCCAUUUCUUGGAAGGAGAUGAAGGCUGUGAGCUUGGUGGGUGCUCCUUCCUCCAUCCUCUAUCCGUUGCCCUCCCACCCAGUUGCUCCCCCUCCUUCAUUUCUCCCACCCCUUUAGAAUGCUCCCCAUACACUAGGACUGCUCCUACCCUGUGCGAGAUGCGUGAAUCUGCAGAGUGGGGUUGUUGAAGAAAGUCUUCACUUGAUCCCUUCCUACCUUUAUUGUGGGGGAGGGAAAGAUGGUAUGGGGGAAUCUUUUGGGCCAUUUCCGGCUUUGUGCUCAGGGGUUACUCCUGGCGGUACUUGGGGGACCAUACGUGGAGCCUGGGAAUCAAUUUCAGGUCAGCCACAUGCUAAGCCAGCCCCCAGCCCCCUCUUUCUGACCAUCCCCCAUUCAUUCCUUCUAGGGCUGCUACAGUUCUGACAGGGACAGUACUAACUUCCCUGUCCCAUAGGGGGAGAGUUCCGAUUCCUCUUGAGAGGGCCUAGACAUUGAACUACUUUAGAGUCCUGUCCCCUAGAGGGGCACCCAGAUGGAGAAAUCACUUGUUUCAUCCAAUCAUGGCCACCUGUAUUUAUUGCUGGGCGAAGGCUAAGGGUGGGUGGGAGCUGAUCAUGUUUCCCCAGGGUUGACCUGAAGUCCUGGGUGGGAGUGAGGGAGGGAUUAAUUUGGGAGGAGGGAGAAUAUUUGUGGUAAUUUUUUUUUACUUCCCUUUAGCCCUCAGCUGUGACAGGUUUUGAUAAAAGCAGAAAAAAUAAAGAGAUAAACCAUAAA